CGCAGCGUCGUCGAGAGCGGUACUCAAGUACUCAAACUGAAACUGAAUAGUUGACAACAUCCUAUUGAAACGACCCUAUCGAAAUCGGGCGGAAACGAAAGCAAUUGCAUCGGUUGUGAAUAUGUUGACAUUUGCUUCGACCGCUGGCAAAUAUUUAAUUACCACGCCGCAUUAAGAGCGGCCCAGGCGAAAAAGUGUUAGAACAAUACAACCACCAAAACAACACUGCCCACAACACACGUUUAGAAAGUAAUUUAUUCGAGAGAGUUAAAACCAAAAUCCAGUAGCCAUCAUGAAGCUCAUCUGUUGCGGCGGCAGCAAUGGAACCAUGGACAUGGAAGCCAAAAACUCCACCAAAGAGGAUGAGGCCGUGGGCAAACACUCCGGCUUGGGUGUCCGUCACUUCCAGAUCUUCCUGCUCUUCCUUGCCCUCACGGUGGCCUAUGGCUGCCGAGUCAACCUCUCCGUGGCUGUGGUGGCCAUGACCGAUGCCGCCUCCGCAAAUCCCGAUUUUCCCGAGUAUAAUUGGUCGGAGAAGACGAAAUCCCUGCUGCUGAGCAGCUUCUUCUGGGGCUAUGUGAUCACCCAGGUGCCAGCUGGUCAAUUGGCUCGCAAGUAUGGCGGCAAGGUGAUGAUCCUGUCGGGUCUGGCCAUCUGCUCGAUCCUAAACAUCCUGACACCCAUUUGCGCAAAGAUCGGAGGCUGGCAGCUGGUCUGCGCCCUGCGAGUGGUGGAAGGUCUGUGCCAGGGCGUGGUCUUUCCCUCAACCCACACGAUCCUCUCCCAAUGGGCACCACCCAAGGAGCGUGCCACGUUGGGAACGUGCGCCUACUCGGGUAACCAGUUCGGAACGAUCCUCAUGCUGGCCACCAGUGGAGUGAUUGCAGCCUCGCCAAUCGGCUGGCCCAGCAUCUUCUAUAUCUCUGGAGGAAUCGGAUGCGUGUGGUCGGUGGUGUACUUCUUCUUCGGCGCAGGAUCGCCACAAGAGUGCAAGUCCAUUUCGGCGGAGGAGAAGAAGCUGAUCGAGAUGGCUCAGGCCGACGAGGUGAGCGGUGGACAGGAGCAGCCGACGGAGCAGUUGCCAACGCCCUGGCUGAGCUUCUUCACCUCACCCGCCUUCCUCGUCCUGAUUGUCUCUCACUCGGUGCACAACUGGGGUUUCUGGACCCUUCUCACCGAGAUCCCCAGCUACAUGAAGAACAUCCUGGGCAAGGACAUCAAGUCGAAUGCUCUCCUCUCAUCGCUGCCCUAUGUCUGCAUGUUCGCCAUGUCCUUUGUAUUCUCGUCGAUAUCCGCCCAGUUGAACAACCGCAACUGCAUUUCAAGGUCUACGAGCAGGAAGCUCUUCAACUCCAUUGGUCUGUGGAUUCCCAUGGUCACCUUGGUGGGCUUGGGCUAUGUAAACCCAGAUCAGUCGGAGCUGGCUGUGGUCCUACUCUGCUUCACCGUGGGCAUGAACGGAGCCACCUACCUGGGCUUCAACAUGAACCACAUCGAUCUGUCGCCCAACUUCGCUGGCAUCCUCAUGGGCAUCACCAACGGCGUGGCCAACAUCAUGAGCAUCAUUGCACCGCUGAUCGUCGGAUUCAUUGUCACAAAUGAGCACGAUCCCGAGCAGUGGCGCAUUGUGUUCUUCAUCGCCGCCGGAUUCUACCUGGUGGGCAAUACUCUGUACGUGAUCUUCGGCAAGGCGAAUGUCCAGCCCUGGAACGAUCCCCCGGCGAAGCCUCGUCGCAACUCCACGCCCCAGGUGGAGUCGCAGCACUAGAUGAAGCUUGAAGCUUGGGUUUAGUUAAAUGGGUACCGAAACUACUAGUCAGCUAGUUCCGCUCUCCUUCAAAUCCAAAACUAUCAAUCCUAUUUGCAGCCAGGUGCAAUGCAUUCUCGCAUUCGCCGUGUAUAUUUGUAAAUUGUAUUUGUUAACUGUGACUAUUUCGUAUUUGCAUUCCACUCGUCUUAAGUUUUAGUUUGUUAAUACUAGGUGAUAAGAUUACCCAUGCAAAAAAUAAGAAAACCAAAAUUACA
Drosophila mauritiana is the source of this 2025-nucleotide messenger RNA. RefSeq names its product putative inorganic phosphate cotransporter. Gene Ontology annotation, molecular function: transmembrane transporter activity. The transcript has 4 exons. Bases 293 to 1768 code for a protein of 491 amino acids. Lineage: Eukaryota; Metazoa; Arthropoda; Insecta; Diptera; Drosophilidae. Gene Ontology annotation, biological process: monoatomic anion transport; transmembrane transport. Gene Ontology annotation, cellular component: plasma membrane. The record is from RefSeq and is a predicted model, not a curated record.